UGCUUGAUAAGCAGUAAAAUAAUUUUUCCGAUAUACUGUACUAGUAAAAAAAGGUAAGAUGAAAUUUUACAUAUCAUACAAUUCACGCACAAAAAUUAUUAGACGAAAUUUACCGAGAGUGAGAGUCUACUCCAAUUAAUUGGCAAAUUGAAAGGGACAAGAUGAUCCUACCUACUAUAUUAAUAUUGAAUGGCACUCGGGCGCUCACAGCUGUUUUUAAGCCUACCUACUAAAAUUACUAAUACUACAAUUUCGUUCAUUCUAAAUGAACUUCGGCUAACUAGGUUAUGUAGUUCGUAGUAGAGCUUUCAUAGUAUACUAACAGCUAGCAAUAACAAAGGAGUAACUCAAACUGAAGUAAAUAUGAAUAGGUCUAAUUACUAAUUUUACUCAUUGGAAUAUCAAUAUCAUAUUAUAAAAUAUUAUUAGUUUGUCUGUAAAAUAAAGAAUAAAGCUAAAGUUACUAGUAGUAGUAGUUUAGAUACUUUUACUUGUCACAUUAUUCAUUAUACACACUCAUUUUGGUAAAACUCUGAUAGGACAUGACAUUACAUACUUAGAUAGACGGCACCCACUACCUUACCGGAAAUACUUUAGCAGACAACAGGGCGUUUCUACGUUAAAAGAAAUUUAAAUCAGUUAAAUCCACAAUGGCAAGAAGACCACGAGCGUCAACGAUUAUUGUACCUACAAACAAAAUAUUGAGUAAAAAUGACAUGUUAAAUGAAGUGUGGCAAUUGUGGGUUUACCACACUUGCAACAACCUGAUUCAGCAUUAAAGUGAUCUGCCUGCCACAAUUUAAUUCGCAACUCAGUAUCAUGCAGAAUAUGCAAUCAGCCGUGCACAUUGAAUCGGUACCAGCAGGGAAUUGAUGGGCAUGCCAUCGUUGUGGUACCGCCUAUCUGUGUGACACAAUUCUUUCUUUUCACACAGUUAUCAUUAACAACAAACUGUCACCAUUGUGUAUUGUUGGUCGUAUGAUAUGCCACAGAUGCAGAUACAGCAGCACGAGGCAGCUGUUGCCGAAAAAUUUGUAAUUGAUUGGUGCAACUACAUGCGAGUUGAGUGUGGAACUUGGCUGGAAUGUAAUGCGACCGCAAUUUGUGGAAUAGACGUAAAUGGAGAACAUAUAAGUAGAGAUAGAUGAAACAAAAUAUUUCCACAAGAAAUAUCAUCGUGGUCAGUGGUGGGAUGGCCACUGGGCCUUCGAUGGGAUCAAGUGCUUCUUGUUGGAAGUGCCGGACAGGCGCGCAGACAUGCUACAAGGCUGAAUAGAAGCUCACAUCUUGCCAGGGACACAACAUUUCCGAUGUCUGGGCUGCAUACGCACACAUAGAUCAAAUCAGAUACAGAUUAUAUGAGCAUUCUGUUGUUCAUGAACAUGAUUUCGUGGAUCUGAUAACAGCGAAGUGCAUACCCAAAACAUUGAAAAUAUGCGGAUGAGAGCGAAGCGGAAGUUGAGAAGACAAUUUGGAACUAGUUCUGCAUUGUUUUGGUCAUAUCUACAAGAAUUUGCCUAUCGUAACCAGUUUCAUGGGACAAACAUAUUUCCGAACUUCCUGAUUACGCUUGUCUAUAACUAUCCGUGAUUAGACAAGACAGUCUUUUGAGGUUCAGAGUAGAAUGGUGCUUUAAAUAAACUUGAAACUGUUAACUACAGCUUUGUUGGGUGUAUUUUCAUGUUAUUAAAGCUGUUCUGGGUCUAUUUAAUGUUAUUAUCGAUGCUAUAUCAGAAUUUUAACCAGGUUAUUAAAAACCUAUUUUCAACCAGCCUACCCCCAUGAAAAUGAUAUUUUUAUUUCAGACACACAUAGGUCUACAUCAAGAUUUGAACUUGACCCAGUAGCUACAACAGAUAAGAAGCAUUUUUAUCUUUGACUUUUACAAAAUGGAGCAUUCCAUUAAAUCAUCUUUCACUGUACGGAAAAGUUCACGAUUAAUAGGGAGAAAAAACAAGACUACCAAGAGCAUUACAGGAGUAACAAAAAAUAUCAAUGAUGUUUUAGGUUCUCCACAUAUCUUAAGUGAAAGUGGAAUGGGUGAGCAUUUAAAAUUUAAUUAACUUAGGGCUACUACUUAAGGUAUGUGAAAUAUUUGGAUUCUUAAAUAUUUUUUUAGAUCUCAUCUUAUAACUCAUGUUAGUUAUGAUAAAAUUAGUGAAAACAUGGUUAUACAUAGAAAAUAGGACUAAAUCUAAAUUAUUGGUGCAUAGACUUAGUAUUAUUGAUCAUUAACCAGAUUUUACAUUUUUUAAACGUAUAUAUCCUGCUUCAAACCUAAUUAUAGUUGUUACAUAACGGAUUAUUAAUAACACAUAAUUACCCUUGGCCUUUAGUUGGCUAUCCUAGCCAGAACUCCACAUGCAUAUUAAAUGAUAUUCUGAUUUUUUCUCAUCUUUACCAUAAUUCCAUAUUUUAGGAAAUAUUACUUCAUAUGCAAUAAAUAUGUACCAUUCAUUUAUAUGAAAUAAAUCUUGCAUGUUCAUGUACCAGUAAAGAAAAAUUAAAUUUUGUUAGUAAAAGUAAUACUAUAGACCAAAUUUUUCACAAGUUAAAAUUGACAUCUUUGAAUUACUUUCUCUUUUAAGGAAAAGCCACAAAGUCUCCCGAUGGCUCAAACAGCUUUAUUUCUGACUUGAAAAAAAUGUUGAACAAAUCAGCAGAGAAACAAGAAGAUAUAAUGAAUAGCAAAACAUCUGAUGUGCAAUACCCCAGACAAUGUAAGACAACAAAUUUUAUAUGAAUUCAUCAAAUUAAAAAAGUUAAAGUGUAAUAUUUUAUAUAGCAGAAAAUACAUGGAUAAAUAAGAACACUGUUUUAGACUUAACUGAGGCACUGUUUGGGGUAGAGAAUGGAAACACAGACCUGUUUACUCUAACGAUUUUGGCGUACAAUGUACGAUUUUAAGGUGUAUACAUGUUUAUGCUGUAGGUUUAUUAUUUUACAAUUAAGAUAGUGUUUUUAACGAUUUUGUGAUGAUAUUGUACGAUUUGAAGAGUUUGAGGGUAAACAGGUCUGGAAACAUCUCACAAUGACCAUAUAAUAAGUAAUUUGUUAAUGAAUGUUAGUUUUUCCGCACUUAAAAUUUUUUUUUUUUUCUGGAGUUAGAAUGAACAUUGUUAGUUAUGGUGUCAUUUGACAUUACUAUAAUGUUCUUUACAGUUAGGAACAGAGAUAAAACUCCAGACAGAACUGCAUCAUUCACAUCCCUUCACAAUGAAAGCUAUGCUCAAUCCGUAUCCCCUUCAAUUUCAUCUUCCACCCAGUCUCCAUCAUCUCCUAAACGUGAUUCAAGUGAGUCAUUGGAUGGUGAGUUGUUUUUUUGUGUAAAAUACAAAUAAAAAUUUGACUGAUAAAAAUCAAUAAAAAUUUCUGUAUAUAAUUUUGAAAAACAUUUCUGUUUUAAGAUUGUGGUAAUGUCUUCUGUUAAAUUAAUGAUGAUUAUUUAUUUUACAUUUUUUAUGUUGUUUUUUUCUCAUAUAGGCAAUUAGCACAGAUUUGGUGUUGAUGCUAGUAAUAUAAUUUAUAUUAAACUUUGUUGCAUUUGGUUAGAUUUCAAUAGAGUCAGACGCUCACUUCUUUCACCAACUAAAAGAAAGUCCGACAAUGAAAAUGAGAAUGCUUACUGCAGCCUCUCUCCAUUGAAAACACCUCGAGCCUCAAGAAGAGAGAAGUCACCCAGAUCUCCUUUCUCUAGAACUCCUUCCACACCAUUUAGUCUCAAAUCACCAGAAACUCCAAAAUCUUCCAAGAUGGCACCUAUGGGUUAGUCAUGGCUGCACAAAUAUUUUCUCCUUUUUAAACAUAUCUAUAUAUAUAUAACUAUGAAAAGGAUGUAUAUAAAAGAAUUUUACUGUUUUUUUAAUGUCUUUUUUGGGUGGACCAUUUUUUAAAAUGGUAGUAUUUAUGAUUAUUUGGAAUUGAUAUCUGCUGAUUCCAUAUUAAAAAAAAGUAAAUCAAAAGAUCUUUAAAUGUUAAAUCAAAUGCUGCCUCUUAGAAAAAUUUAACAUUGGCUAAGUACCCGUCAGUAAGCUAUAAUUUUUUUAGUCAAGUGAAUUCCUUCAAAAUAAAAUUUAUUCUGCUGAGCCUAAGGCAUGAGAUCAUUUCUGGAAAGCUCUCCAUUUUUAAUGCAUCAGAAAUUUAUUUUUAUCUAAAUGAAAUUGCUAAGAUUGUGUUUUAUUUUUAGAGUGUCUGUUUCACAAUGUUAUAUAUAUAUAUAUAUAUAUAUAUAUAUAUAUAUAUAUAUAUAUAUAUAUAUUUUUUUUUUUUUUUAUUUUUUUAUAAAAAAAAAAAUAUAUAUAUAUAUAUUAUAUAUAUAUAUAUAUAUAUAUAUAUAUAUAAUUUUUUUUCCUGGUCCAUUCUGAUGACAAUAAAAGUUAUCUAUAAAUGCAAUAUAUUUGAUCUGUUAAGUUAACAUACAAAUUGGAAUAAACAUCUAAAAUUGUGUGUUUCCAUAGAAUGUAGAUCAACACCAAGACGGCUGUUUGGUUCUCCUGACAAAAAAUCCAAGGAAAGUCUGCUAACUAAAACUUUGAGACAGAUUCCAAACUCAGUACUAACUCCUGAGAAAAGUCCUGCAAGUAAAUUGAGGCCCUUGCAACUUUAUAAACCAGAUGGUAAGCAUUAAUAUUCAAAAGCUUAGUUAUGAAGGACAAUUAAAACUAGUUUCUUCCUGCAUUGUAUUGUAACAAAUUCAUUUGUAAAGGAGUAUUCCGAUCUAAUUUUAGAUUUGGUUUUCAAAAUUAUUAAUUUUUUUUUACAUGGAGUGGAUUAUAUAAAACAGAUUUAUUUACAAGGCAAAGCACAGACACCUGGAGGGGGGGGGGGUCGUGUAAUAAUGAAUAAAAAAAAUAGAAGGAAUUCUUUAGGAUGUGCUGGACUCCUGCAAUAAUAUUCUUAGUCAAAAUGCAUACAAAACAUUGAUUUUACUUGGUAUUUUUUUUACAUUUUACAUUUAUUUAUUUUACAGUGAUUACUUAUCAGUCUGCCAAACAGUGCCUUCACACAGCAAAACCCGAUCACUUAAUUGGUCGUGAUGCUGAGGAGGCAGAAAUCAGGGCAUUCAUCUGUGAUAAAUUACAGAACAAAAAAAGCGGAAGUUUAUACAUCUCAGGGGCUCCAGGUACAGGGAAAACGGCAGUUGUGAAUCACAUUCUCAACAAAAUGAAGGUAAUCUUGUUAGCAUUUUAACAACAAAUUUUAAGAUAAAAUGAAAAAUGUCUAGGCAUGUUGUAGUUGUGGAUACAUUAUUAAAACUACAUCAAUAUACUACUGUAGCUAAUAUCUUUUUUUAUUAUUUUUUAAAUUUAUUUGAUAGCAUCGUAAUUUCGUUACUAAAUUUUAUUAAAAUUCCAAUAGGCUCAACAUAAAAGUAUAAAAACUGCUUUCAUCAACUGCAUGAUGCUGAAAGACUCAAAUGCUGUGUUUAGGCAGUUACAUGAACAACUUAUUGGAGUUCCUAUCAAAGCCAAGGAUUCAAUGAAGGCAAUGGAAAAAUUAUUCAUGUCAUGUCAUGAGCCAAUGUAAGUGGAUGAGCAUAGAAUGCACUGAAAUCUGAAAUAAAUAAACUUUAAUUCUAUGUAGUUUAUGCAGAUCAAGUUACUCCUACAUGGAUCAUCAUAUUGUUUAUUUGUGUUUAUAAAAUAAACUUCUAAGAUACAACAGUUAUAUUUAGCGACUGCAUGUUGCAACAUAAACGUUAGUCAUCUAUUUAUUGUAUACAGCAUAAGUGUUGGGAUUUUUUUAUUUAUGAUAGGUGAUUGUGUAGCAUGUUAAAAAUGCUCAAGUUAGAAGAAGUGAAUUUAUGUAUCUCUUAUAUUUGAAAUUGUUAAAAUAUUUAAUCUUCUUAUAAUUUUUAAUAAAUAGUGGUACAAUAUUUGUUUAGACUUGAAAAAAAAAGACAGAAAAAUGAAAAGGAUGUUUUGUCUAUAUGCCUUCUUCAGCAGACAAUACAAAGCAAGAAAAACAUAGUUCGAAAUUGAACAAGCCACAUAAAUCAAGGACACUUUAAAAACCAUUGGAGUCUCUUUUUUUUUUAAGCCUAAACUUACCUUGUUGAACUAUUUAUUUACUUCACGUGGCUUGAACAUGAAUUUCCAAAUGUUAACUUCAGUUUUAUUUGACUCUUCAGACUUUUAGUACUUGAUGAGAUCGACCAGUUGGAUAGCAAACAUCACCAUAUCCUAUACCAGAUUUUUGAAUGGCCAGCAUUAGAGAAUUCUAAAUUAAUACUCAUAGGUAAAAAUUUUUAUUAUAAGUUUUUAACCUCGAAUGAUCAUUUUUUGGCAAACAGAAUUUUAGAAAUCUUAUUUUAAAUUGAAUAUUGCUCAAAGUCGCUUAAAUUUUGUACAUUAUUCUGUAGGUAUCGCCAAUGCCCUUGAUUUAACGGAUCGCAUUUUGCCACGUCUACAAGCUUCAACAGUCUGUAGGCCUAUGUUAAUGAAUUUUCCUCCCUAUUCUUCGGCACAGAUAUCAGACAUUCUAAAGCACAGGCUACAAGAUGUAAGAGCUUACUAGUGUUUAUUAGUGUUUCUGCUCUAAAUCAAGCUGUCUAAAAUUUAUGAUCAUUGGAUGCAUAGUUUAUAUAAAAGUCUUUGUUGUGUGUAAGAUAAAUGAAUGCUGUAUUAUAGCCAAUUUGAAGCUAUUUUAAAUAAGUUUGUUUAAAAAAAAAAAAAAAAAAUUUCUUUCAGAGUGAAAUCAUAGAACCAAGGGAAAAUUUGAAGCUAUUUUAAAUAAGUUUGUUUAAAAAAAAAAAAAAAAAAAAAUUUCUUUCAGAGUGAAAUCAUAGAACCAAGUGCAAUAAACUUUUGUGCUCGCAAAGUAUCAGCAGUAGCAGGUGAUAUGAGGAAAGCUUUAGACGUUUGUCGUCGUGCUGUGGAGAUGGUUGAGUCAGAUGUGUGUUGUCAGCAGGUCUUAAAGCCUGCAGGUGCGUUCUCAAAAUUCUAAUAUUUUGUUAUAUUUUUUUCCAUCAGUUUUCUUCUCGUGAAUAUUGUAAGUGGGAAGCAUAAAUUCAAACAGUGGUGGAUUUGGUAAAAUGCUACAUAGUGUUAAAGAAAAGAAACCCUUUAUAUAAUUGUGCAUGAAUUAUAAAUUUAUUAAGAAGCGGUUAUCUCACUGGUUAAAUUUCUGGCGAAAACAUGUUUCACGUUUCCUUCAUUUUCCCCUUGGAAAAGACAUUCUAUUUUUUAUGCAAUGGCUUUUGUUGAGAUAGCAAGGUCAUUAAAAAAGCCUGUUUAUAUGGGUUAAACUGUUCUACCUUUUUUUGAAUCUUCGGCACCAUGUAUAUAGAAAAUAUAGAAAAGGAUUUAAAAAUAACUAUUUAACAGUCUGAAAACAAGUUAUGAUUGUUUGAGUUAAAUCCAAUUACGUUUAUGCUGCUCGGCAUUAGAACAAUAUGGUGUUUAUUAACUCAUUCCCUCCUGCAAUGCUACCGGUACUUCCGUAUUUAAUUUAUUUGCCAGAGAAAGGGAAAUAACUCCAUCUUGGAAUUGAUUUACAUUUGUAAAUUAUUUAUUUAAGCUGCUAAAUAUUAUUUAAUGUUAACGAAUUAAGAACAAAUGCAACAAAAAAUGUUUAAGGUUUAAUAUAAAUAUAACAUUAGCGGGGAAAAAAAUUACGAACAAUGACCAAAAAAUCGAUUUUCGGCACCUCGGGCGAACACAUGCUAAGUAUAGACGCGCCGUACUAAAGCACGCAUAGUUUUAAAGUGAAACAAGAUAAAAACUUCCGGUUUUUAAAUUAAAAAAAUCACGCUGAACCACGCCAUCACAUGAAGUCUCGAAGGAUGCGAGAUUUCAUUGCUAUUUUUAAAUAGGUAAGAGAGAGGUGUGUCGCUAUGCGCUGGGACGCAUUUGGACGCAUCCGGCGAAACCCGUAAAGGACGCAUUUAGUCGCAAACGUCGGGAAUGAGUUAAUAGAUUAUUUCACGAAUUAAGCAGUUGUUUAGUUUGACCGUAUCUAAUUUAAAAAGUUCAAUAGUGGGGAGAACGAAUUAAGCUAUUUACCAGAUAUUGUAUUGUUUGUUCCAAAUGUCAUUUUUGUUAAAAUAUAAUCCUCUUUUCAUAGUUUUAUUCAGCUUAGUUUAAGUGCCAUAGUAUUGAUUUAUUAUUUAAGUAAUAUUUUAAAAUGGCUCCAUUUUUGCUACUACUAGUAAUUAAAACCUUCCAUCUGCAGAUUGUAACAGUCCUACAAAAAGAAACCAACCAGCCAUGAUGAAAAAAGUUACUAUAGCUCACAUAUCUCAAAUCAUGUCCAACGUUUAUGGUUCAAGUGUCACUGCUGCAAACAGCAGUGAAAAUGAUGUUCCCUUACAACAGAAGCUUGCAGUUUGCUCAUUGCUUGUUAUGGUGAAAAAUGGGAAAGUCAAGGAAGUGGCAUUGGGAAAGGUAAGUUUUUAAAUACACAUUUCAGCUAAUAAACAUUCAGCAAAUAAACAUAAUUCCUGUCAACUUUCUAUCUGAAACUAAUGGUAAGAGAUGUUACCCUUGGAACAGUGUUGCAUUUUCAGAAUUUUGAUGCAAGUGUUAAGUCUCCAAAUAUUUUUUUCUUCAAAAAUUUGCAAAACAUUUCUUUUAAAAUCUUAGCUCCAUGAGGUGUAUGUUAAAGUGUGCAGGCGGCAACAAAUGGCUCCAGUAGAUCAGAGCGAGUUUCAUUCAGUGUUGUCACUGCUAGAUGCCAGAGGGGUGAUUGCCUUAAAAAAGGCAAAAGAUACACGCAUGACCAAGGUAAUUAUUAAAAUGGUUAUCGUGGUUUGUUUUUCAAAGGACAUAUUUGAUUACUGAACAUCAAUAUUCUGUGUAGGGAUAAUUAAAAAACACCAGUUAGAAGAAUCAUUUAACAUAAUUUUAAUGAUUGUUCACAUUUUACAACUGGAAAUAAACAUUAUUUCAGGUUUCCUUGAAGCUGGAUGAACAAGAACUGGAACAGACGCUCAAAGACAAAUCAUUGAUGGCAGCCAUUAUCAGUGAUGGCGUACCCAAGUAA
This is a messenger RNA of Lymnaea stagnalis (great pond snail), 8982 nucleotides long. Lineage: Eukaryota; Metazoa; Mollusca; Gastropoda; Lymnaeidae. The record is from the annotation of a GenBank genome assembly.